ACAUUAUAUAUUGCUUUGUAUUUUGCUCCGAGUGGCGCAUUUCUUGAAAAUAAUAGCCAUGAGAGAAGACAAGAAUACAUUUCAGGCUCUCGCAAUAAGUUUUUUAUUGGUUCUACCCACCUGCCUGGCCCUCCCGUAUGCCUCAUCUGGAGGCAAUGAUAUUGAUGUUGAUAACUCAGGCGGUGGACGACCUGUGGACUACCACACUGUUGUGGGCCACUUGAAGGACUUCUUCAUGUAUAUGCCAGUGAUGAUGACCACGCUGAAAGAGACCAUGUCCGGUUUCCCGAAAUUCGCCGAGGGCAUGCGUAUCCUGACCUCCGGAAAAGGACGAGCCGAUGGCGAGGACUGCAAGUGCAAUCAGAAUGGACUGGGCAGUGGGGAAAUCUUGGAUUCCAAUAGUCGAUUUGGGUGACCCGGAUUCAGAAGCCAAUUCCCCAGUAUGUGAAUAAACUAGACAGCCACAUCACAAAUAAAAAAUGAAUGGAAUGAAAUUAGAGAAGUUGGAAUGGAAGUUUAGGGAAUAUCAUAAAUUGGGAUAGAUCAGGACCUUAA
Messenger RNA from Drosophila ananassae, 555 nucleotides. RefSeq lists its product as uncharacterized. The record is from RefSeq and is a predicted model, not a curated record. NCBI's taxonomy places the organism in Eukaryota, Metazoa, Arthropoda, Insecta, Diptera, Drosophilidae. The coding region runs from base 59 to 415 and encodes 118 amino acids. The transcript has 2 exons.